UAACUUCUACACAAAUAUAAGAUUAAAAAAGCAUGUUCAUAAUAAAACUAUAAAAGCACGUCCAUUUUCACAUAAUCAUCAACCAAACACCCAAACAAGCAAAACCUGGCCUAAACACAUACUAUACUUCCUAAUAAUGGGGUAUUACAUGUUGAUCAAUACACUUAUCCUCCUUUUUUUUGCUUUAUUUUGCUUCAUCUUUCGCAAUAAAAAUGGGCUUCCAACUAAGUGGCCUCUUGUUGGGAUGCUUCCUGCACUCCUCAAAAACGUCCAUAAUACUAAUGCCUUUGUUUUUCAUCUUAUGGAAAAUUCUAACAUGAAUUUCCAUUUCAUAGGCCCUUGGUUUGCCAACAUGCACAUCCUAGUAACCGUUGAUCCUGCUAACCUUAACCAUAUAUAUUGCAAAAAAUCUGGAAUUUAUGUAAAAGGUUCCAAAUAUAAUGAAAUCUUUGACGUCCUUGGUGAUGGGAUCCUUAACUCCGAUUCAGAUGUGUGGAGUUACCAUCGAAAUGUGGCUCAUUUGUUUUUCCAUCAUCCUCAAUUCCACCACUCGUUGAUCUAUAUAACAUGGGAAAAAGUCAAGAAUGGACUCAUCCCAUUUCUUGAUCAUGUUGCUAAGCACUCGAUUGAGAUUGACCUUCAAAAUAUAUUCUUAAGGUUCAUGUAUGAUACAAUGAGUAAGAUCAUGAUGGACCAUGAUCCGGAAUCUCUUUCAAUCGAUUUGCCUGAUUUUCCACUCUUAAAGGCUGUGGCUGAUCUCGAACACACUAUUUUCACUCGUCACGUAUUGCCAACAUGCAUAUGGAAAUUCCAAAGGUGGUUGAAUAUAGAGGGAGAGAAUAAGUACAAGCAAGCAUGGAAAAUCCUUGAUGACUUUAUUUACAAGUGCAUAAAUAAGAAAAGAGAAGAAAUGAGGAAAGCAACAUCUAAACCAAAGGAUAAUGAAAUAGAGGUAAGUAGAGUAGAUCUAUUGACCUUAUUUAUAGAUAGCGAUGAAAACACUAUUAGGUCAAAGAGCCAUAAUGAUAAAUUUUUAAGGGAUACAGUUUCAAAUUUUUAUCUAGCCGGAGGAGAAACAACAAGUAUUGGAUUGACUUGGUUUUUUUUCCUUCUCUUGAAAAACCCACAAAUUGCUCACAAGAUUAAAAUGGAACUAGAUGGUAUAAUGAUACAAGUGAACAAUAACUAUGAUAGAUUUCUAAGCAAUUUUAUAGAGUUUAGUGGCCAGCUAAUACAUCUUCAUGCUACAUUAUGUGAAUCUUUAAGACUCUACCCAGUUUUAACAAGCAAUCACAAGUCACCAAUUGAGCCAGACAUCCUUUCUAGUGGUCAUCAAGUGAAUCCAAAUACGGAAAUUAUCAUCAACGCGUACGUGAUGGGAAGGAUGAAAUCGAUAUGGGGAGAAGAUUGCAACGAGUUCAAGCCUGAAAGGUGGAUAACUGAAGGUGGAACGAUUAAACGUGAGCCAUCGUACAAGUUUGCGGUGUUUAGUGCAGGGCCAAGGUCUUGCAUGGGAAAGCAAAUGGUUUUCACCCAAAUGAAGAUUAUAGCUGCCUUCAUCAUCCAACACUACAAUAUAGAGACCGUACAAGGAUAUUAUCCUGUCCUCGAUCACUCUAUACUUCUUCGUUUGAAAAAUGGUUUUAAGGUUAAGAUAAGUCGUUCUCAAAAUUAAUAUGAAGUAUAAGGUAUUAUAUGUGGGCCUGCCAAAAAUGUACGUAGGUUCAAAUAUUAAAUAAUCAUGGACUUUGUCCUUGCUUCCAUUGUUAGAUUUGUUACAUGUGAUAUAGAAUAUUUCAAGGUUGUUUAAGAUAUACAAGUAAAUUAAAUAAGUAUUGUCAUGAAUUGUGUAAAAUUAUCUUCCCUGAUAGGUUGAAUUGAUAUUAUAUAAUAUGAAUUUGUAUUACU
Chenopodium quinoa (quinoa) is the source of this 1908-nucleotide messenger RNA. RefSeq names its product alkane hydroxylase MAH1-like. NCBI's taxonomy places the organism in Eukaryota, Viridiplantae, Streptophyta, Magnoliopsida, Caryophyllales, Amaranthaceae. The coding region runs from base 137 to 1675 and encodes 512 amino acids. Gene Ontology annotation, molecular function: oxidoreductase activity, acting on paired donors, with incorporation or reduction of molecular oxygen; iron ion binding; heme binding. The transcript has a single exon. The record is from RefSeq and is a predicted model, not a curated record.